This is a messenger RNA of Paramisgurnus dabryanus, 4388 nucleotides long. Lineage: Eukaryota; Metazoa; Chordata; Actinopteri; Cypriniformes; Cobitidae. The record is from RefSeq and is a predicted model, not a curated record.
GGAAGUCAUUUUAGUUUUGCAGUGUCUUCGUUCACUGACGGAGAACAGCUUUGCUUUACUCUUGACUGCGGCUGCAAAUGGAAAUGUAUAAAAUACUCCUUUUGACAGUGGCAGUCAUUGCACCAGGAACAUCUCAAAAUGCAACUGAUGAACCUAUAUUUACGAUUCCUCAGCCUGAAAUAAUCCCAAAUCCAGCUCAUAAAGUGUUGUACAGCACAGAACAAGUGACUCUACAAUGUAGCGUCAGUAAAUCAAUACCUGAUUUACAGUAUGAAUGGUUCAAGGACUCAUCUCCUCUAAACCCUCCAACUGAUAAAUCCAGCAUUACUGUGAAUGCCGGUGGAACAUAUGAAUGCAAGGCGAAGAAGGGAUCUUCCGUGUCCGACAACAGCAAUCCGUACAGUUUUACUUUACAAGCAAUCCCAACACCAAAACUAACCUUUGAACCAAAAUGGACAGAAAUCUACCCAUCUGAAAAAGUCACUCUGAGCUGUGAGAUUCAGGGCAGCUCGGAUACCUGGAGUUACACAUGGUUUAAAAAUAAUGAAGAUUUAGGAGAAACAAACCCUACUCUAACCAUCAUAGCAAAGAGUUCAUCUGACUCUGGACAAUAUGCAUGUAAAGGAAAAAUUAAUGGCAGAUCAGUUAUUACCCAACAGAGUAAUGUAUUUCAACUAAACGUAAGAGAUCCCCUGCCCAAACCGCGUUUAACCCAGACCCCAGAUUUCCAAGUGAUUUACACAGGAGAAAAACUAACAUUUAAUUGUAAAUCCGAGGUGCAGUCAUCAGGCUGGGAAUAUCUCUUCUUUAGAAAUUCAAACCAGAUUAACACUGACACCAGCGCAAACAGUUUUUCUGUCACAUCAGCACAAGUGCAAGACAGUGGAAAAUACUGGUGUCAAAUCAAACGAAGAACUCUUACCUCUGGCCAAAGUGAUGAACGCACAGUAACUGUCAAAGACCCUCCCAGUGUUAAAGUUGUGUCAGACUGGACAGAUGCUUUCCCUGGUGAAACAGUGACUUUACAGUGUGUGAUUCAAGAUACAUCAGAAAAAUGGACUUAUACGUGGUUCAAGGAUAGAAACAUUGUCUCUAGUGGUCCUGACACACAGAUAAAUGAAAACACUCUGUCAAUCUCUGUUAAACCUGGCCAAAGUGGGACAUACACAUAUGUUUGUCAAGCUGAGCUGGAGGGCAGGUCGGUGAAGACUAAAGAAAGCUCAUCACAUUCGUUUAAAGUUCAUGAAUCCAUGCCAACCAUCAGUUUGAAGCAAGAUCCAGAAUACCCAGCGAUCUACACCGGUGAACAGGUCAUACUUACCUGUAGCAUUACAGAGCAAACAUCAACUCAGUGGAUAUACCAGUGGAAAAAAGACAAUACUGAGGUCAACAGUGGCGGUCAGACUUACACUAUCUCAAGUGCUACAAUGCUUGACAAAGGAUCCUACACGUGUCAUAUAAGCAGGAAUGGGGUCCCAUUUUCAUCUGAACCAAAAAAACUGACCAUAAUCGAGCCACCUCAACCACAACUGUCCAAAGAGCCUCAAUGGGAUUUAUUUUACCCAACUGAAAAGGUGACUCUGACGUGUUCAAUCAGUGAAAAUCCAAAUGAUUGGGAAUAUGAAUGGUACAACAACACAAUUAAGCUCUCCAAAGACAAUGACAUCUCCUUAUCUGAAAAAACACUUUCAAUAAACUCAGCAAAAUCAAGUCACUCUGGAAGUUAUAAGUGCAAAGCAAAACAUCUACGGAGAUCGCCAGUCACUACAAAAGAAUCAGAGGCCCUGCAGCUUCACAUUUCAGAUUCCACACCUAAACCAACCAUACAAUCAGAGCCAUCAUUUGAGUUUUUCUACACUGAUGAACGAGUCCAGCUUACUUGUGACAUGCCAGGUGCCGCAUGGGAAUAUUAUUGGUACAAAGACUCAAAGACAACAAAACUUUCUACUGCAAAUAAAAAUUAUAUUAUUAAUUCAGCAUCUCUCCAUGACACUGGUGACUAUUACUGCGAAGCAAAGAGAGGGAACUUCUCAAUCAACAGUGAGGGGAAAAAAGUGCAAGUUAAAGAGCCACCUCAACCACAACUGUCCAAAGAGCCUCAAUGGGAUUUAUUUUACCCAACUGAAAAGGUGACUCUGACGUGUUCAAUCAAUGAAAAUCCAAACGAUUGGGAAUAUGAAUGGUACAAAAACGAAACUAAGCUUUCCAAAGACAAUGACAUCUCCAUAUCUGGAAAAACACUUUCAAUAACCUCAGCAAAAUCAAGUCACUCUGGAAACUAUACGUGCAAAUCAAAACAUCUACGGAGAUCUCCAGUCACUACAAAAGAAACAGAGGCUCUGCAGCUUCACAUUUCAGUUUCCACACCUAAACCAGUCAUACAACCAGAGCCAUCAUUUGAGUUUUUCUACAUUGAUGAGCGAGUCCAGCUUACUUGUGACAUGCCAGGUGCCGCAUGGGAAUAUUAUUGGUACAAAGACUCAAAGACAACAAAACUUUCUACUGUAAAUAAAAAUUACAUCAUUAAUUCAGCAUCGGCCCAUGACGCUGGUGACUUUUAUUGCGAAGCAAAGAGACGUCAUUUCUCAAUCAAAAGUGAGGGGGAAAAAGUGCAAGUUCAAGCUCUUUCAGCAGCUUCACUGAACCUGGUCACUGAAUUGAGUGACAUCAUCGCUGGAAAUAUCCUGACACUGAAUUGUAAGGUUUUAGAUGAUAAAACAUGGAAUUACACCUGGUUUGAGAACAAUCAGGAGCUGAAUGAAUCUUCAAGUACAUUAAAGGUCAAAUCAACUGAAGAAACUAUUAAAAAUGAAUUUAAAUGCAGAGGGAAAAGGACAGAACGACCGCUGUACUCCUAUUGGAGUGAUCCGUUCAUGGCAAAUAAUAUUUUGUUCAAAAGAAAAAUACUGCUGGCCAUUUCAGGCUGUUUUGUCUGCUGUAUUGUUAUCUUGAUCAUUGGAUGCAUCGUACUGAAAAUCACUCGUAAACCAGAGAAGAAAGAGCCAGUUCGUGAUAACUUGUUUAUCUCACUAGCAGAUUCCAAGAACCAAGCUACUUCGCCCUUGAUGGAGUACAUGGACAGUAAACCGUUAGAAAAAGAAUCUGAGGAAAAAGAAGAACUGCAGCUGGAUAGUAUUUCAGUCACUCAUGUUGAUGGUGUGAUAAAGGGUGAAGAUUCACCAUCAGCAGAAACUAAUGGCCUAACAUCUUUUAAAGCAACCUAAAGCAAUUUGUCAACAAUCAACAUCAAGAUGAAGUUUCUCUCUUUUUUAGUAAGGCAGCUAAAGUAGCACGUGCAUUUUUAAUAAGACUGAAUUUUGUGUUAUAGCAUUGCACUUUGUCUAAGAGCAAAAAAUGCUUAUGUUUAAUUUUAAUAUUAACUGCAGUGUUAAACUGUAAAUAUGUGAGAGGAACAGCAUGCUGGCCUAAAGCGGGCAGUGAUUGUAAAGUAGAAAUGAAUAAUGGACUUCUGUUAUGCUAAGCAGUAAACAUCUACUGUAGUCUAUAAUGAUUGUAAUACAUCUACAGAUUUUUUUAUUGUUAUUAUUGUAAUUUAUUUAGAAAUUAAGCAAAAGCCUUUAAAUGUUUCUGCUGUUUUAAGUGAUAUUUCGCCACUUCUGAAUGUUUCAUUUGUGAAAUAAAGGUUCACAUAAUCCUUUACAUAAAAUAUAUUUGGUUGUGUUUGAAACAGCAUACCACAAUACAACUCCAUUACUGCAGUAUAUAUGCACAUUGCAUAGUUUAUGUAUAUUUAGUAUUUCUAGACAACGUAUUGCAUUUGCCAGAAAAGUUGGUAUACCAAUUUAGUAUAGUACAGCGUAACAAGUUUGAGGGUCUACUUUAAACACUGGCACAGUACUGUAUAUACUAUUGCCCAAUACUGAGUUAAAUCUAAACAUGCCCAGCACCCCAUCCAUUGUUUUCCCACAGGAACACAACUGCUUUUUGCUAGUGAGCUUAUUUUGUAAACAAAUAUUAAUGACAUUUUGUUAAAUAUAGACUCUUUGUGUGUAAACGUAUUUUACCAUCUGUACUAUCACUUUGUGUGACACUUUUUAAAAGAUAUAAAAAUAUGUAAAUACUGUAUGUUUGGUUUAUAGUUUGAAAAAUUAAAUGUAAGGAUGUGCCCCCUAAAAAUUGUAAGGACUUCUUUUUUGAAAUUUAGCAAUUUAGCAACUUUUUAAACUUUGUUCAUGGGGUGGCACAAAAAUAUAAUUAUACAAACUAACUAUACUUUUCAAAAGUAUUUUAAGUGCCUAAAAACUAUGAUGUAUAAUGAACUAUUUCUACAUUUUGCAAAAAAAUGAAAAUUGUUAAAAUAUGAAAUAAAUUGCUGAUGACACAGCCUACUGUCUGAAAGGUUUUAAUAAAACAUGAUGUGGUUUUAA